CUCCCUUCCUCUCUCUCCUCCAUCUUCUUCUUAAUGGGUUCCAGUGAAGUCUCGCUUGAAGUUCCUCCAUACGCGCGAGUACUCAAAGAUGGAACAAUUGAGAGACUUGCCGGAACCCAAGUUGUUCCGGCCGGGUUGGACCUUCAAACCGGAGUUUUUUCCAAAGACAUAGUGAUUUUCCCACAAACCGGUGUCUCAGCUAGAGUCGCUAGACUUUACCGACCCAAUAUCACUGGUACCGACCAAAAGCUUCCUUUGAUCGUUUACUAUCAUGGUGGAGCUUUUUGCAUAGCUUCAGCUCCCGAGCCACGUACUCUACGUCUCUACCACAACUGCCUUAACAUGCUUGUUGCUGAGGCCAGAGCUAUUGCUGUUUCUAUUAAUUACAGAUUAGCCCCUGAGCAUCCAUUACCGAUUGCCUAUGAGGAUUCUUGGGCAGUACUUCAAUGGGUUUUUGGUGGUGAAGAUCGUGACGAUUGGGUUAAGGAUCAUGUUGAAUUUGAGCGAGCAGUGUUCUUGGUGGGAGAUAGUGCUGGGCCUAAUAUUGCACACCACUUGGCCUUGCGGGUCAAGAAGUCCGACCCAUCCUUAUUUCUGGGGGAAAGUUCCGAUUGGCCGGGAGGUGGAUAAAAGCUAAAAGGUUUUAUAUAUUGACGGACACAAACCAAAAUUAAUAGAAAGCUUGAUCUGUUACAUUGAUGAUAUCCGGCC
Rosa rugosa (rugosa rose) is the source of this 711-nucleotide messenger RNA. Its product is annotated as probable carboxylesterase 2. The record is from RefSeq and is a predicted model, not a curated record. The transcript has a single exon. NCBI's taxonomy places the organism in Eukaryota, Viridiplantae, Streptophyta, Magnoliopsida, Rosales, Rosaceae. Bases 34 to 630 code for a protein of 198 amino acids. Gene Ontology annotation, molecular function: hydrolase activity.